UUUCAAACGAACGUUUUCGAGCAUCGUCAGCAAUGUAGUAAGGAUCCCGAACGCAGCGCAGGGUAGAUAUGGCCCGCGACGAAUCGCACGAAUUCGAGCUCGAGGCAGGUGACGAGCUCCGAUUCGAGGUGCUCGCAAAAACGAACGACCGGGUGCUGGUGACAGUGCGAAUCGGCAUGGCCGAAUAUUUCGGCGCCGAUCUUGUCCCAGGGUGGUCGUACGACUUCGCGAGCGGCGCCGUGGUGGCCAUAUACACCAAGCAGGGCUGCGUGCUGGAGGUGGAGGGAAAAACGUCGUUCAUGUACGUGGGCAAAAACACGCCGAUGCCCUUGUACUGCAACUUCCACACGAGCCUGGAAUUUAAGCGACUGAAUGCCAUCACCGAGCAUAGCUACGGGCCCACCGUCAUGGUGGUGGGCCACGCCGAUUCGGGAAAAACCUCACUUUGCCGAAUACUACUAAAUUAUUCAGUGAACAAUUCUCACAAACCCAUGUUUGUGGAUUUGGAUGUCAUGAGAGGUUACAUCGGUCCUCCAGGAACCAUUGGAGCGUCACAAGUAGAGAGGAAGACGCAAAAGGACACGGACUUGUUCCACAAGGAUCCACUGAUUUACCACUACGGACACAGCUGCCAACAAACCAAUGGUACCUUGUACGGAAUGUUGAUAACAGAGCUUGCACGUACGGUAAGGCUCCAGCGUUCAGUGAGCGAUACUGUAAAAUCGUCCGGUAUUAUAAUUAACACUAGCAGUUGGACUCGCGGAGAAGGUUACGCACACCUCUUGCACACUGCAAAAGUUUUCGAAGUGAACAUCAUUAUAAUACUAGAUCUGGAAAGGUUGUAUCAUGAACUUUUAAGAGAUGUACCUAAUUCCGUUCAUCUUCUUUCACUUCCAAAAAGUGGUGGUGUUGUUCAAAGAUGCUUUUUCGAUAGAUUGGAAGAGAGCAACCGCCGACUCAAGGAGUUCUUCUACGGGACUACGGAAUGCCAGAUCAGUCCGCAAACGAUAGUGCUGAACUGGUGCGACAUCAGGCUUUACAAGAUCGGCUGCGACACAGUUCCUGAAUCCUGCAUGCCAUAUGGAAUGAAGACGAUCGAUCAUCUCACAAAAUUAAUAGCGAUAGAACCAAGUAAAAAAAUAGAAAAUCACUUGAUAUCUGUUUCUCCUGAGCACGAAGAUGAACACGACAUAAUCACGAAGAGGAGUGAAAGCAUUAUUUGCGUUUUAAGCGUUGACUGCGAGAACAAGACGAUGACCGUUUUGAAACCUUCGGAGGGGCCGCUGACGAAUAAUGUUCUUCUUCUUUCUGAUUUGGAAUUUUUGGAUCGUCGUGAUCUAGAAGAAGAAAUGCUCAUGGAAAUUUAGUGUUUUAGUUAUAUUUUAUUGUUAGUUGUUGCAUUUUUCUUACAAAGUAAUAACCAUCGCAAAGACACUUAAAUGUGAUAUACGUUAAUCAUCGCGGGACCACACUCUUACACUGAUAUGUAUACGUUAUUCAAUCGAUUGAAUUAGAAUGUAAUUAGGAUUAGAUUUAGUUGUUAUAACCAUCAUCUACCAAGGACUAUUAUAAUGCUGUAAUGAUGGUAUAACUUAGUAAUAUAGGAGACAUUUAGGCUAAUUUUGUGAUAAAUUUAUAAGUUUUAUUUAUGUAUAAUAAACCUAUUUCCAUGGAAAAUAGA
Aethina tumida (small hive beetle) is the source of this 1681-nucleotide messenger RNA. Its product is annotated as protein CLP1 homolog. Lineage: Eukaryota; Metazoa; Arthropoda; Insecta; Coleoptera; Nitidulidae. Gene Ontology annotation, biological process: tRNA splicing, via endonucleolytic cleavage and ligation. Gene Ontology annotation, molecular function: polynucleotide 5'-hydroxyl-kinase activity. The record is from RefSeq and is a predicted model, not a curated record. Gene Ontology annotation, cellular component: nucleus. The coding region runs from base 69 to 1367 and encodes 432 amino acids. The transcript is spliced from 6 exons.